AUGGCACCAGGUCGCAUAGACUCGCCUGCAGAGUCUCCAUCUGCUAGCAAAGGAAUUAAGCCGACUGUGUACCUCCUUGAUACUUUCCAUCCUACAGCCGUGAAACAUGCGCAAUCCUUGUUUGACGCCAUUCUUCCCGAUGAUAGUCGACAUGCUGAGUGGCGUGAAAAGGCGGAGUAUCUGCUCAUCCGCAGCUCGUACCUGACAGCGGAUGAUGUGAAGUCGGCCCCUAGACUCAAGGCGCUUGGCAAGCAAGGUGUUGGUAUUGAUAAGAUCGAUGCUGCAGCAUGCCGCGAACGCAACAUCAAAAUCUUCAAUACUCCCGGCGUCAAUGCACAGGCUGUUGCCGAAACAGUACUCACUCUGACCAUGUCUGUGGCACGUCAAGUAGGCCGCAUUAUCGCACUGCAAAGCGCUGGACAGACCAUUCCAAAGGAAAAGUGUUCUGGUCUCAUAGUAAGCCAAAAGACCAUUGGAAUAGUCGGCAUGGGAAACAUAGGCCAGAAGGUGGCCAAGAUAUUCCAGGGAGGCUUGGGCUGCAGCAUUAUCGCAUAUGACCCACUGCUGCCGGAAGACGCGUGGGCCGACAUACCUCACACACGCGCUAAAUCGUUGGAGGAAGUUCUGGAGAUUUCUGAUGUCGUUACACUUCACAUCCCUCUCCUCCCUCAGACGCGAAAUCUCAUCGAUUAUACACAAAUCUCCCGGAUGAAGCGGAACGCGAUUCUCAUCAAUACCGCACGUGGCGGCAUCAUUAAUGAGGCCGACUUAGAGCGAGCGCUGAAAGAGGAGCUCAUCUUUGGCGCGGGUCUUGAUUGCCAUGAGCAAGAGCCGCCCACACAGGAGCGAUAUGGCGGGCUUUGGGGUACCGGUCGCGUACGAUUGAUCGAUUGGCCGAGUACAUAA
Molecule: messenger RNA, 906 nt
Organism: Bipolaris sorokiniana ND90Pr
Lineage: Eukaryota; Fungi; Ascomycota; Dothideomycetes; Pleosporales; Pleosporaceae
Exons: 3
Coding region: 1-906 (301 amino acids)
Cellular component (GO): cytosol
Molecular function (GO): NAD binding; glyoxylate reductase (NADPH) activity; hydroxypyruvate reductase [NAD(P)H] activity
Source: RefSeq, a predicted model, not a curated record